Molecule: messenger RNA, 1652 nt
Organism: Carassius auratus (goldfish)
Lineage: Eukaryota; Metazoa; Chordata; Actinopteri; Cypriniformes; Cyprinidae
Gene: tollip
Product: toll interacting protein
Exons: 6
Coding region: 169-999 (276 amino acids)
Biological process (GO): ubiquitin-dependent protein catabolic process
Cellular component (GO): cytoplasm
Molecular function (GO): ubiquitin conjugating enzyme binding; ubiquitin binding
Source: RefSeq, a predicted model, not a curated record
AUUCUGAAGUUCGGAAAGGGGCGGGGCCUGAUAGGGUGGUCGUUAUUUUCCGCUAGUGGGCUUCCUGAUGCAUUUCGUUGUUUAUCACCACAUUCUGACGUAACUAUUAUUACAUUUUUCUUAUUUUGAAAAUAAGACAGGCGUCGUCCGUUAUCUAAUAACCUCGAAAUGGCAACAACAGUUAGCACGCAACGGGGACAGGUCUACAUUGGUGAGCUGCCUCAGGAUUUCCUGAGAAUCACCCCGACGCAGCAGCAGCAGCAGGUGCAGUUAGACGCCCAGGCGGCCCGACAGCUGCAGUACGGAGGAUCUCUAGCAACAGCUGGCCGCCUCAGCAUCACCGUGGUCCAGGCGAAGCUUGCAAAGAACUAUGGGAUGACACGCAUGGACCCUUACUGCAGGAUUCGACUUGGCUACGCCGUCUAUGAGACUCCUACUGCACACAACGGAGCAAAGAACCCUCGCUGGAACAAAGUCAUCCAGUGCACUGUCCCGCCCGGGGUCGACUCCUUCUACCUGGAAAUAUUCGAUGAGAGAGCGUUUUCCAUGGAUGACCGCAUCGCUUGGACACACGUGACGAUCCCAGAGAACCUGCGAGAGGGAACCGUCGUGGACGAGUGGUACAGCUUGAGCGGGAGACAGGGGGAUGACAAAGAAGGCAUGAUUAAUCUUGUCAUGUCCUUCGCUUCGAUACCUGCGGGAAUGAUGAUGCAGCCGCAGCCUGUGGUUUUGAUGCCUACAGUUUAUCAACACGGCGUUGGAUAUGUGCCCAUAGCAGGUGUCCCUGGGAUGUAUAACCAAGGUGUGGUGCCCAUGGGAAUGCCAGUCGUGCCUGCUGUAACGUCACAGAGCGCCCCCUGCGGUGAAGAAGACCUUAAAGCCCUUCAGGACAUGUUUCCCAACCUGGACAAGGAGGUGAUCCGCACCGUUUUGGAGGCCCAACAGGGCAACAAGGAUGCUGCCAUUAACUCCCUGCUACAGAUGGCCGAGGAGCUUUAACUGCAGAUCUGUCAAUCAGCUAGCGCUUCAAUCUACCAACAAUCUAAAACUUUAUACCAAAAAGACCUGUAAAUAUGCACACUGAAGUCUAUCAACACUUAACAGUAGCAAGGAAAUCUAACAAACUUUUAAUUGUCUUUAAAUCUGCAUUCAGAAUGAAUGUUUCUGGAACGUUACAGAGAAUGUAGGAUGAUUUUUUGCAAAGGAGUAACUUGUCAUAUGUCCGCUGAGGACAGUAUACCAUAUCUGUAUUGUAGUGAUCCCAUGUCUUAAAGAUGUUUGAUAUACUGUAUUAUUAUGCUUUUAUCUGUAUGAAUUUAGUUACUUAAAUGCACAUGAAUAUAAUUUAUUUUGAAGAUUAUUAAAGAGAUAUGAGAGUAUAUCAGAAUUAAUGUCAUUAUUUUAAUGGCUCUUUUGUGCACAAGCUACUCGAUGACCAUUACAAGAACAGAAUAUCUGUUAAGUGUAAAAUGCCUAAUAGCAGCCCAUGAUAUUGGCAAAUAUAUGACACACAUUGCCUGUAUUGCACAGUAUAGUUGCAAGACCUUGUGGUUAGAAUGAUCAUAAAUGGCACUUGGAGCUUUGCUUUUUUCCUCUGUUUGAGCUUGUUUGCUGAUCCAGCUUUCUAAUAAACCUGGCAUUGCACACUGUGA